Messenger RNA from Parastagonospora nodorum SN15, 1077 nucleotides. RefSeq lists its product as hypothetical. Gene Ontology annotation, molecular function: phosphoric diester hydrolase activity. The record is from RefSeq and is a predicted model, not a curated record. Gene Ontology annotation, biological process: lipid metabolic process. Bases 1 to 1077 code for a protein of 358 amino acids. Lineage: Eukaryota; Fungi; Ascomycota; Dothideomycetes; Pleosporales; Phaeosphaeriaceae. The transcript has a single exon.
AUGUUUCUUCGAAGCCUGGUACAGGCAUCGGCCAUCCUGUCGUUCCUCUCCACACCCACCACCGCCCAAAAUGCAUGCAACAACUCCCCAUCUCUAUGCUCAAGAGCAUACAACAAUAUCACCUACCUGGGCGCUCACGACUCGCCCUUCCUCCGGAACCAAGACACAUCUUUCUCUACCUCGGGCAACCACUACUACAACACGACGCAGCAGCUCAACUCGGGCGUCCGCAUGCUAAGCGCCCAAGUCCACAAAACCAACGACACCGGUACCGAAGCCUGGCACCUGUGCCACUCCAGCUGCAGCCUCCUUGACGCCGGCACGCUGUCCACCUGGCUCACCGAGAUAAAAACCUGGAUGGACGCCAACACAAACGACGUCGUCACCAUCCUACUCGUCAACUCGGACAACGCGCCCCCCUCCGACCUCGCAGAACACUUCACCUCCUCGGGCAUCGACAAACUCGCCUACACGCCCCCCUCCAUCACCAGCGCCCCACAGACCUGGCCGACCCUCGACAACCUCAUCAGCAACGGCACGCGGCUCAUGACAUUCAUCGCCACCCUCCCGCAACCCUCCCCUCAAUUCCCCUACCUAAUGGACGAAUUCACCUUCAUGUUCGAAAACGACUUUGAAAACGUCUCGCCCACAAACUACUCGUGUAACCCUUCGCGCCCCACGAAUCUGCGGAAUCAGCCCGCCGCCGCCCUCGAGAGCCGCCGCAUGUUCCUAAUGAACCACUUCUUGUACGACCAGCAGACGUUUGGCAUUCAGAUUACAAACGCCACGUAUGCGAAUGUCACGAAUGCGCAGACGGGACUGGGUAGUAUGGGCACGCAGAUCAAGAACUGUACGGGGGUUUAUGGCAAGCCGCCGACGUUUGUCAUGGCGGAUUUCACGAAUAUGGGGCCUGCGAUUGAUAGUGUGGAUGCGGCGAAUGGCGUCGCGAGUCCCGUGGGGAGGCAAGGGUUGCCGGCGGUCGCGCUGACGCAGGAGAGUAGUGGUGUGGAUAGACAGAGCGGAAAUUUGUUUGCGGUGGUUGUCGCGCUGGUUGUGGCUGUUGGGUUUGCAUCGUAA